UAGGUUACAAGUCUUGUUGCCAAGUAUCGAUAUCAACCAAAAACAUCCUUCCGUUACAAUCGAUAUUGCAAAUAUCGAUAUUUUUAAUGUAUCGAUAUCGAACAAUAAUAAAAAUUUAAUAAAUUAUAGGUUAGAAUUUCCUGCUCCAUUCAUAAAUCACUAAUAUACUAAUUUUUUACAUGCUCAUCUCCCAUGCCAUGAAACCGUAUAAUAUACAUAAAUUUAACAUGUUACCAAAAAUAUAAAGAAACACCAGUUUUCUGCACUCAUGGUUCCAAAAGUUCUUUAUAAAAACACGUUCUUCAAUUUGAUUUAUGCAAAAUCCACUUUGAUACCUCCUUGAUUACUGCAUCAUUCAUGAAGCAGGAAUGGAGAUCCAACAAGAUUGCAUGGAGAUUCCCCAGGAAUCCAUGGAAAACACAAACGAAGAACAGGAGAAACACAAUUUCACCAAGGUCUUCAAAACCUUUCAAUGCUAUCGGGAGUAUUGGCUUAAAGUGAUGAACAAAAAGGAGGUGUUUGCAGCUGAAAAUAUGCCACAAGGGCGAAAAGGCCAAUAUUUUGCCCACCUACAAGAAUUGAAAAAACGUGUUGAGUCCAAUCAGCAAUUCUUCUGGCAUGUGCUUCGCGAAUUUCCUUUUGAUGAAGCUGGUUUCACUGAUUAUUUGCACCGUAACUUGAACAAAACUCUACCAUAUUCGCAAGAUCCAAUAAAAGCUGUCUUCAAACAAUUGGUGAGAGAGUGGUCAAAGGAGGGUGAAGCAGAGAGAUCGACCUCUUUCACUCCAAUAAUAGACGAGGUCAAGGCCCAAUUCAAACACAGGAAGAAAGUGGAUAUUCUUGUCCCCGGUGCAGGGCUGGGUAGAUUGCCGUACGAGUUGGCCCAUGCCGGGUACACAGCAGAGGGAAAUGAAUUCUCCCUCUUCUUCUCGUUUGCUUCAAACUUAAUCAUGAAUGGUUGUACUAAAUGCUGCGAAUACGAGAUCUUUCCAUACAUUCACUCGUUCGACAACGUGGUGAAGAACGAGGACCAAGUGACUCCUGUCAGUUUACCCGACAUUCUGCCCAAGAUACCGAGCAGUGGCUUGUCAAUGACGUGUGGCGAUUUCGUUGAGGUAUACUCGAAGUUGAGCGAGCAGUUCGAUUGUGUGGCUACUUGCUUCUUCAUAGACUGCGUGCCGAAUACACUGCAGGCUAUCAAGGUCAUCUACCAAAACCUUAAACCAGGAGGUUUAUGGGUGAACAAUGGUCCUUUAAAAUACCAUUUCGACGAGACAGAAUCAAAUUCCUCGAUCCAGCUCUCCAGAGAAGACUUGAGAGAAGUAAUUGUUGAUACAGGAUUCAUUUUCAAGACAGAAAAAGAAAUCACAGCCACCUAUGCGGAGAAUGCGAGAAGUAUGGCAAAAAGUCACUAUCAAAAUUGGUUUUUCUCAUGCCAAAAACCGAGCUAAUGAAGAGCCUUCAUUUGAAUUUAUAGGAAAGAACAGACUCACCUAAGCCUUUACUGAGUUAAUCCAGUCAAAGAAUUCUUCUAGUACAUAGUCCAGGUCAGAAGCUAUUCGGUCCUCAUCAUAAUUACUUAAUUAAAAGUAUAAGCUACCGUUUUCCGCACUUUUACAAAGUUUUUUCAAACUAUUGUUAUAGUUUUUCAAACUAGGUACUGUUGUAGCGUUGACGAUUAUGUAGACAUCCAUAUUAUAACAACUAUAUUAUCUAUAUUAAACAACUGGAAUUGAAAGAAUAAGACGUGAUAUUGUCAAUUUUAUUUAUUCGAAAAUUAAUUCAUAAUACAGAACCAGGUAUCAUGGUAAUACCUACCACAUCUUCAGCUGAACUAAUAUGUUUGUUGUUGUUGAAGAAACAGGAAAUUCAAUUUUAGGUUGUGUUGGGGUUGUAAAAGGGAAGGUGAAUAAAAAUUGUUAGUGGGAAUAGAUGGAUUAAUGAUGGAAUUAAACUAUGCUAAUAUUUGUAGAAUAGAAUGGAAAAUUAGAAUUGAAAUAAGUAUAGUUUAAUUCCAUAAUUAAUCCAUCUAUUCCCACUAACAAUUUUUAUUGUCCUUCCCUUUUACAACCCCAACACAUAACCUAAAAUUGAAUUUCCUGUUCCUUCAACAACAACAAACAUAUUAGUUCAGCUGAAGAUGUGGUAGGUAUUACCAUGAAACCUUGACCUGUAUUAUGAAUUAAUUUUCGAAUAAAUAAAAGUGGUAUUGACAAUAUCAACGUCUUAUUCUUUCAUUUAUGGAGAAAUACCACAACAUCUCAUAUCAUACAAUCAAAUUAUUAACAACUGGAAUUGUCAAUUUUUCAAUUAUAAAUUAGGAUUUUAGAACUAGUUUUGAAUUGUAUAAUAACUGAGUGGCUGUGACGAUUUGAAACAGUUUUAUUUAAUAAUGAAAAUGAAAUUUAAAAAAUCUUUAUUAGGCGGAGUUGGGACUUUUCAGUCCUCUCUACCACUCAACCUCAAAUAUUUUCAACAUUUUCAAUCUCUUAUAAUUAAAGUGUUCACGUUUGAAUUUAAAUUCAAGUUUUAUAAUGUUUUUAAACAAAAACGAGAAGAAUAGACUCAUUAAUGGCUAUAUAUUAACCAAAGUUGCCUUCCGUGAAAGCAAUAAUUUAUUACAAUAUUGUGAUGUGAUUUUAUAAUAAUAAAAUAAAAUUAGAUGUUUUAUUCUUUGAUGAGUUAUUCCAUGUUAAUAUUAUGACUAGAAAAAAUAUUGUAUUUUGGUAUUGACAUUAUUUCAUGUGUUUAAUUCAUGAUUUAUUUCAAUCCGUACAGCGUAGAGUCAUUAAAUCAAUAUUGUUGAACAAUGCUAUUCAAUCAAUAUCGUUAAACAAUGUUAUUCAAGCAAUAUCAUUAAACAAUGUUAUUCAAUCAAUAUAGUUGAACAAAGCUUAUUCAAUCAAUAUCAUUAAACAAUGUUA
This is a messenger RNA of Nilaparvata lugens (brown planthopper), 2924 nucleotides long. Its product is annotated as carnosine N-methyltransferase. Bases 369 to 1451 code for a protein of 360 amino acids. NCBI's taxonomy places the organism in Eukaryota, Metazoa, Arthropoda, Insecta, Hemiptera, Delphacidae. The transcript has 9 exons. The record is from RefSeq and is a predicted model, not a curated record. Gene Ontology annotation, molecular function: S-adenosylmethionine-dependent methyltransferase activity.